AUGCUUACCCGCCUCUCUUGCCUGCUCUGGUGUCACCUUCAGCCGCGUGCCCGUAAUCUGGAGAAGGACCGCAAGAUACUCGUAUUCCGCCUCCCAUUGAUCUGUGUCUAGCUUUCUGUCAAUGAAACAAGCUUCUUGUGCAGUGUCCCGGCGAUGCACCGGUGAGGGGGAUGGGGGGGGGGGAAGGCGAGCGUCUGGAUCUGUCUGAACCCGCGGCAGGGGGGGUUGCCGUUGCGGCUGGCCAGCUGAGUCUCCUUCUGGCGCGGCAGUGCGCUGACCGGUGGCCUGUCGGGGUCGGGCACCAGCCGCUGCAUUCUGCGCAGCCUUCGGAUCGGCCAGUGUGACUUUGGGCUUGGGGGCGCCCGCUGCUGGAGGUGACGCCUGCCCGGCUUACAACAUUCGAAGGAGGCAAUUGAAGCAGCGGCCGUCCCGUGCCGCAGGAUGGUUCCGGCGGGGAUGAAUAGGGGCCAAUUGGCGCCCGCGUCCGCGCCGACGACGUACCACGCGCCAGCCCCCAUCCAACGCCCUCUGGGUGUCAGCGCGCAAACAGAUGCUGCGGUAGCGUGGCAGCAAGCUGCGGUGACCGGCGCUCCUUGGGGGGGGGGGGCGUCCGAGCUACCACAUCUCGAUAGGAUGGGCGGAUCUGGGGUGGUGUCGCUGAGUGUUCUCCCUCCGAAUCUGAUAUUAUUCACCUGUGUUCAAAGCCUCUAUUCUAUGCUUAAUUUUGCUUUGUAUAUCCUCAGGUACCCCCAGUUUUAGCUCAGAAAAUCUUUACCCAGAUAUUUUCAUACAUAAAUGUACAACUAUUCAACAGUCUACUUCUUCGUCGUGUGUUGCUCCUUCAGUAACGGAGAAUAUGUCAAGGCUGGUCUAGCUGAGUUGGAGUUGUGGUGUGCAAAGGCAACAACCGAGUAUGCAGCUUCAUCAUGGGACGAGCUAAAGCAUAUCAGACAGGCCGUUGGCUUUUUGGUUAUAUUCCAAAAAUUCAGAAUAUCUUAUGAUGAGAUAGUCAAUGACCUAUGCCUGGUGUUGAGUGUUCAACAAUUGUACAGAAUUUGUACACAGUACUGGGAUGACAAGUAUAAUACCCAAAGUGUCUCAACAGAUGUUGUUAGUAACAUGCGGGUGUUAAUGACAGAGGAUUCCAAUAAUGCUGAAAGCAGUUCAUUUUUGUUGGACGAUAAUUCAAGCAUCCCAUUCUCGGUGGAUGAUAUCACCAACUCAAUACAGGAGAAGGACUUCUCGGAUGUCAAACCAGCCGAGGAGCUACUCGAGAACCCUGCCUUCCAGUUUUUACAGGAAUAGGGCUGUGCGAAGUCUCGAGUUUUAUAUUGCUAGAUGUCUUGUCAGAUCAUUUCUUGAUUUGUUGUAAAUUUUCUUUGAUCCCUUGUGUCCCAAAUGUGCCUUUUUGUAGUUCUCUUCUCUUUCAUGCUAGUUUUGUAAAAUCAAUAUAGGUAUUCGUUAGGGUUGGGAUGGGGAUUCCCCCCUUACAAUAGAAAAAGGCCGUAUCUUUUAAUGCGGGGAAAAAUCAUUCUUUGUAGGAAAAUCAAAAUCAGUCUUUUACCCAAGGGUGGUAAGGAGAGGGAGAGGCAAAUGUUAGUAGCCUCUCCACAGCUAUAGAUCAUGUAAAUUAUAUAUUGUAAAUCAACAGAGAAGGGAAAAGAAGUUGAUGUAGCAGAUGUUAUUUUUGUGACU
Messenger RNA from Panicum virgatum (switchgrass), 1695 nucleotides. RefSeq names its product myosin-14-like. The transcript has 7 exons. Lineage: Eukaryota; Viridiplantae; Streptophyta; Magnoliopsida; Poales; Poaceae. Bases 796 to 1305 code for a protein of 169 amino acids. The record is from RefSeq and is a predicted model, not a curated record.